CUGGAAUCUCCAAUUAUUGAUUUGCCUCAAUGAUGAAUUGACGUCUUAGCAUUUUCAACAUACUAGAGCCGCUCUACUGUGGGACUGUACACGAUCAUGAACAGCAGUGGCAUCGCCUGUCAGUUAGUUCGGAGCCUCAAGUCGAGUGCAAGAGGCUCUCGAGAUGCAUUCUGCAAUGGCUAUCACAGUUUGCCUGCCGCUCGACCUCGGCUUCGAAAACAGCCAUGCAACGCCGCCCGGAUACAGACCAGAACGGCAAAGACGUACACAAGACCUCCCAACCGCUUCGAGAAGAUGGUGAUCGAUGCUCGAGUUCAACACCCAAUCCUCUUCCCUUUCCUGCUCAUCGGCUGCUUCGGCUCCGUCUCGAUGCUGCUGGUGAUGGCAUACAACGAAUACAAGAAGGACAAGCUCCACACAACCGACUACCCCAUCGAAGUCGAGGAGCGCUUGCGACUUGCCCUGCACUACACACAUAUCCAGCCCGAUCCCGAGACUUCGGCGAAGUAUUUCAUGCAGGCAAUUCAGAAGGCAGAAGAAGCCGGGAUGGAUCCAUUCAAGCCUGAUGCACUGGGUAUCAGGAUACGGUUCUCUCAGAUGAUGGAGAACUUUGGACAUGUCAAGUCGGCCAUCGAGAUCCUUGACGGUGUUACAAAAGACGUAGAGCAGAAGCUCGCCGAGGUUGACGAGGAACGAGCUGCGCACACAAACAAACCAAACGAGGAAGAGGAGGCCACGAGAAGGACUUUACUAAGGGCAGCUAUACAGACAAAGGUCAAAGUGGCCUCGUUAUAUGAAAGUGACUACAUGCAAGACCGGCAAAUGGCUAAGAAGAUCCUCUCCGACGCGGUCGGUUUGGUCGUGAAAGAAACCCAAGACGCCCAGACGACCGGCUUCACAGAUGACAACAGUGCUGGCAUGACGGCAGGCGAGAUCGCUGCGAUGCUGUCUCAAAUGGGAGAUUUAUACGCUACAACCGGCGAAGAGGCAAAUGCCUUGCAGGUCUAUAUGCUUACUCUCCAACCUUUACGGGCGUCCUGCAAUGGGACGAGAUCAUGCAAAGAAGCUCAAGUGCUCAGUAAUAUCGCGUCGACCAUGGACCUGGCGCUCAAGAAGCCCGAUGCAAAGAUCAAUGGGAGACCGGCGACAAAGUCAUCACUGGCAGCGGCGCGGAAAGCAGCGUUGGACUGGGCGGACCAGGCCAUUGCGACAACUCAGGUUGUCAGUCCCGAAGAGCGGGAUGAAAUCUGCGAAUUGGCGCUCCUCUCGGCGCAGAUGACACGGGCUGAUCUAUUGUUGGAAUGUGGCGACAAGGACAAGUCCCGUGAAGCAUUCUCGAGUUUAUUGCCAACGUUGAGGGAGAAAAAUCUUACGCCGCUUGUUCAAGUCGCUGAGGAAGGGUUGAAGAAGGCCAACGCUUGAUUUCUCGCCUCGCCCGAGGGCAGCUCCUCUAGAAGGUAUCAAGAGCUGAUUGUCUGAAAUGUCGCUUGCACGAGCUUGUGGCAGAUGCUUGUCAUGGGGCUUCGCGUACGAUGUGUCAUCGGCGACAUAGACCCUUGCAAGCAGCAUCAGAUGGCCUGACACAGUCGGGGCACGCUUGAGCCCUCGUCCAUCUUUUGUCACCAAAGCCGCCACGCGAAGUAAUCCAAGCAUCCUGGACAUCUACGAGUAGGGACUCGUGCACUGGUUGGGGCCUCUCACCUGUGCGUCCAAGCCAUGAUCUCCAAUGCCGGACCUGAAACAAGCUAUUGUUGCUAAAACUGAGCACUGCGCUUUAAACCACCUUCCCUUCAGAGAUGCAAAAAGUUGAGGUUCGAAGGCGGAAACGGCCGAGGAGGAUGGGCUGCCUUGCGAUGGUGUCCUUGCAAGGAUGCUCGAAAUCAUCAAGUUGCAGUGAUGCAGUUGGAAGGUGGGAGCUAUGCCACCGAAUUGCGCGAAUAACCAACGAAACACUACGGCUAAGCAAUUGCUACCUUGGGACUUCAUGGCUAUUCCAAGCGUCCGUGCUGAGGACCUCCAACCUGAAGAUCCAUCCACUCCCGUAGCUUGAGAAUUUGCCUCUCAGCACAAACAAUGUCAUUGCGAGCCACCUGUGCAUCGAGAUGCCGUUAUUGGUGAAAAGCGCGAGGCAGAGAAGGAGAAGGAAUGUUUCUGCGUUGUGCUGUCAGUGGGAUACGAUGAUGGACGGGUGGAUCGGUGGAUGGCUGAAUGGCUGUCCACCCACUUCUCGACAUUGUCUCUCGCAUCGGAUCAAAGUUUCUACUUGGCCGGAGCCGCUUACAAUCACCGAAUUGGGACAAACUAGCGAAACUUCCGAAGAUAUCAUUGGUCGAACCGCACCCUGGCUCCACUAAAGCUGCUAUUUCCUGCUGCGCCCUUUUCUCUCUGAGCUCCCCUUCGGUGCCUCUCUCUCUCUCUCUUCAGCUGUCAAAGGUUCGAACACAUUUUCCUCUUC
Molecule: messenger RNA, 2455 nt
Organism: Exophiala xenobiotica
Lineage: Eukaryota; Fungi; Ascomycota; Eurotiomycetes; Chaetothyriales; Herpotrichiellaceae
Exons: 1
Coding region: 97-1422 (441 amino acids)
Biological process (GO): protein quality control for misfolded or incompletely synthesized proteins
Cellular component (GO): i-AAA complex
Molecular function (GO): misfolded protein binding
Source: RefSeq, a predicted model, not a curated record